Messenger RNA from Dermacentor andersoni, 3787 nucleotides. RefSeq lists its product as uncharacterized. Gene Ontology annotation, cellular component: membrane. The record is from RefSeq and is a predicted model, not a curated record. Lineage: Eukaryota; Metazoa; Arthropoda; Arachnida; Ixodida; Ixodidae.
AGCACUGGGCUUGGACGUAAAUAGAAACGCGCGCCCGGCGUAGAGAGCACGAGAGCAUUUGCUGAUGAUCAUUAAUGAUCAUUGUUUCAGUGAAUGUUGCCAUGCUUUGACGGCACUAUCGUGAUUACCAGUGAUACAAUUCCGUAACUUUGCUGAAGGAAACUUGAAGAACAGCCGCGCCGUCCCCGAUACGUCGUCGACAUUGGUGAACCUGGCGCAUCAGCCUUCCAUGUGCACUUCUGGUGAGCUGCCACAUGCACUGAUGCAUAAACAUGAGCAGAGUAGCCAUGGCUCCGCCGCAACUGGAUGCACCUACCAGCUCCAUGCCGCCUGGCAUGAGUGCACAUGGAGAACUUUUUGCUGAGACGGAGGACUUGGGCUUAGUGCCUGAGGCUACAGCACCACUGCGCACUUCUUCCAGGACCAGCCAGCCUUGCAGGCCUGUGGACGGGGAACUGAUCGCAGAGUUGGAGGGCUUAAGAUUAGUGUCUGAGGUUAGAGCGCCGCCACUUGCCUCUGCUACAACUAGCAAGCCUAAAAGGACUGUGGACAGCACAGUUGCUGGAAAGCGGGAUACUUCACAGACUGCUUCUGCCAGUUCCCACCAGCCUGGUGCCAUUGUGGACAACAGAGAUGAUACUGAGUCGGAAGACACAGACACAACGCCCUCAGGCCCGCCGCCUGGACCCUCUGCUCCAGGCAAUGGCAAGCCUCCUGAUAAGCAACAUUUUCUGAGUUCUGAGGCCAAAGACAAGCUCAAGACCGCAGGCAUUGUGGCUGGAGUAGCAGUUGGUCUAGGCGCUGCCGCUGUGCUGGCAGCGCCCGUUGCCUUGGCUGCUGCUGGGUUCUCAUCGACUGGAGUUGUAGCGGGCUCGACGGCUGCUGCGUACCAAGCAACGCUAGGGGGUUACAUUGCGCAAGGGAGCGCGUUUGCCCUGUGCCAAAGCUGGGGAGCCGCAGGGCUGACGGCCACUGCACAAGCCGGGGUUGCAGCGGGAGGUGCCAGCGUCGGUGCUGUGGCAUCUUCUGUGGGGUUAUGGUGGAAACGCAAACUAGGAAAAGAUCCGGGAAAUAAUACUGACGGAGGAAGUGGCGGAGGAAGUGAGACAGGAACUGGAGCAGAAACCGGAAACGUUGCUAACGGAAAAGGCGCUGGCGGGUCUGGAGAAGGAGGUGAACUAGGAAAUAGAAAAGACACUUGUGGAGAGAAUGACAGGGCAUCUGGAAGUAGAAAGGUGAAAUCAACCGAUAGGGAGCCAGGAGGAAAAACAGAGGGGCAGGAGACCUGUCAAAAUGAGCAAAAUGAGCAGGCAGCUAAAAAACAAGAGGCAUUUCGAAAAUAACAUCUCCAUUUUAGAGUGCAGCAAAGAUCUGAUACUUUUGUCGCUGCGUAAACCUCAUUUAAUCUCUUACUAAUGCAAUUCGUUCAAAAUAAGGUUUUCUUGCCGUCACAUGGGGAAACUUAGCGAAAUAAAUUGAAAACAUUUUCUCAGAAGUAAACUCAUUCUUUCAGCAUUUAAUACCAAAUUUAUAGUCUCUACACGAGGGGUCUGCUGAUUGCAUUCCUUAUUAAUCAUGCUUCUCUAAUGCUAUAAAUUAAAAUAAUAAUCUCCGUCUGACCUUUAAUAAGUGCCAGCUACAUGACAUUCUCAGGAGCAUCACAGUGCAAUGCAUCACAUCACAUCACAGUUGCAAAACAUAUCUUCUUGACUCAAUGGCUAGAUGGCCAUAUCAGCCAUGUUUAUAGUUGCGACGAUACCAGUUCAUAGUUUGUCUUCAUAUGGUUUUGGAAACGUUCCUGUUCUGGAAUUUGAAAUUAACUGUUUUCUUGCAGUGUUGGUCUCACAGGCAUAUAAGAGCAGGAAUGAACGGUAACUACCUUUUUCUUCUAAGAUGAAUAAUCUCUCAAGCAUUUUGCAUCAACCAUGUUACCUGGCCUUUGAAUGUUUGGCAUGACUUGUUUCAACUCCUGUUGCAUACAGUUUGAAAAAAUUGUCUGAACCGGCAGAGCACACAUUUCAAAAAAUUUAUUGAUUGCAAACAUGCAGGAUUAUUGCAUUAUUCGAAAUAACUUUGCAAUUGCAAAAUAAUGCUUGAGUGCCAAAAGCUCGUAUAACGCCAUUUUCGUCUCUUUUCUGACAACAGUAAUUAUUUUCAAAUGAUAUUAGUUUUGCACUGUGACAGCGUACAAGAGUACUGACAUUAAGCUCCGCAAACGCCAUUUGUUGGAAAUGACAAUAUAUUUGCCACAUGGCAAGUAUUUCACGGCAUGUGUUUUAAAAGUCCCUAACAAUGCUUGUGCGCUUUUCCAGCACUGUCAAUAUAAUUACAUAGCAAUGUAGGUGGACCAAUAAUGGUGAUUGCACGCAAGACUGCAUUAUUGUUAUGAAGGGAGUUUGUUUUUUUCUGAGGUAAUUCAUUAGCGUCCUAAAGAUAUGGAAGCCCAGAGGCAGCUAAGGAGGAGUAGUACUUUCGGAUCGUCACUUUUGCGGAUGUGAUUAUUUUUGUGAGAUUUCACAUGACUUGGUAUUGAACUUUUUGAAAGCAUUACAGGCACUUUGUGAAGGUAACAAGCUAGCCUAAGAGCUAGAAAGGCUCUCGGUCACAUAUUUCAGCACGUCCAUUGCUGAAUCGCACGACAUCUCGUGAAAGGAUUGGUUUAAGGGGCCCUGAACCACCCUUCAGGAUUCGUGAAUUAACGCAUUCCGCAGAUAGCAUGCACUGUUGUGACCAUCUCAGCGAAAUUUCGCAGUCGUGCGUGGCACAUGAAGUUUGCAAGUGGAACGUGAAACCACAAAUGGGAUGGGUUUUCGUCGUGUGACAGUUUACAGAGAUACUUGAAAAAUUGAAAAACAUUGACUCAUGUGGUUGCUAGCACUGUCCUCAAGUUUCAAAAGUGCGUAGGUUGUCCAAAACCUGCAACACCAUUUUCUUGCCACUUGCGCGGGAUGUGCCAAUCCUCAUCUAGGCCGUUUGUGCCAGGCUUGCAUGUGUGGUGAGGAAGUUGAUCGUUACUAACAUGAAAAUUUGGGAAUGUCAGCUAGCUGUCCAGUAGGGCAUAAGCCACCUCUCACAUUUGUGCUUUGUGUGGCUCGCACGAGAGGAGCGACAGAUAAGGGUGCCUAGGUUUCCUGCAUUGCAGAAACAUUUUUAAAUGCCUUCCUUUUGAUUUCAUUCACAGUUGACCAUUUUCUGUGAUAACGCCGUGUUUUUUGUAGUGGCACUAAAGCUGAACGACAAUGUAAUCUAGAUUGAGAAAUCACUUCUGUCGUACAUCAUGAAAUUUGCACCGUGGUGGCUUGGGUUUAAAUAGCUUACUGGUAACAAGGAAGAAAAAGCAUUUCGUCUGCUUGUAUGCAUAAAUUAAAAGUGCAUGCUUACUUAUACUAUGUCUAUUUCUGGCUCUCAUGAAUUUGUAAUUUCUGCCAUACAUUUGUAGAGUGCUUGUUGUUUUAGUAGGACUUUUUCUUUCUGUGUAAGCAGGUGGUGGGACGAAGCAGCCUAUGGCUUCUUGUUCUCAUGUUUACUUACAAUGGCCAGUUUAUACAUUUCGUGCGACUUGUUCUUGCUGCUUAAUUAUGCCAUCGGUAACAAAAAUUGUGGUUCUUGUUCUCUUGCCACACAUCUGACAUUGUGGAUAGUCAGAGGGGCAAUUUUGUCUGAUUUCAAGUUGCUUUUGUUAUUGCAUGCUCUGUAUUUAUUUAUUUUUCUAUUGUAAUAAGAGGGAACAGGGUGUAACUCGGCAGCAUGAUACUCUGUGGUUUGAAAUAAAGGUAUGGAAGUGGUG